This is a messenger RNA of Parnassius apollo (apollo), 1608 nucleotides long. The record is from the annotation of a GenBank genome assembly. NCBI's taxonomy places the organism in Eukaryota, Metazoa, Arthropoda, Insecta, Lepidoptera, Papilionidae.
AUGGCAGCGAAAAAAAGAAAGUUUUCCGAAGAUUACAUUAAGUUUGGAUUUACUUUCAAAGAAACAGACGAGUCACAAUUGCCUCAGUGUGUGAUAUGUAUGAAAGUUUUAAGUAAUUAUAGCAUGAGGCCCAAUCGCCUUGAAAGGCAUUUAAAGCAACAACAUCCUACUCUGGUUUUGAAGACGAAAGAGUUUUUUUCUUCUAAAGCAGAAUCACUCAAGCGGUUAAGAUUGGAUAAAUCGGGAAGUUAUCACACAGGUGUAUCGCAGCAUCUCAAAGCUUCAUUUGAAAUAGCUUUUAUGAUAGCAAAGCAAAAGAAACCUCAUACUAUCGGUGAAGAAUUAAUAAAACCAUGUGCACUAAAAGCCACGCAGAUAAUUUUAGAAGAUGCAGAGCAAAAAAUGAAGUCCAUUUCUCUUUCCAAUAAUACAGCUAAGCGUAGAAUCGAUGACAUUGCAGCCGACAUUAAGUCACAAAUAAUUAACAAAGUAAAAUUAUCGCCAUUUUUCGCCAUUAGUUGCGAUGAAUCCACCGACAUCGUUAAUUGUGCACAGUUAAUAGUUUAUGAUCGUUACAUCGGCGGAGAUAUCAUUGAAGCGUACUCUCAAUCUUUGACAGCGGGCAAGCUUUGGCUUCCAAAACAUUGCACAGAAUUACGCCAGACUUUGGACUCGGCUAUAAGGACUGUAAACUACAUCAAGAGCAGCGCUUUGAACAGUCGGUUAUUUACUUUAAUUUGCGAGGAUCUUGAUUCUAAUCACAAAGUUCUUCUGUUCCAUACAGAAGUUGUCGUGUUGGCUCGCCUUUAUGAAGUGAAAGAAGAGGUAAAUCUUUUUCUUGAGUUGAAAGAAAAACACGAUUUGCUCACAAUGUUCAAAGAUGACACAUUUCAAUGUAUAUUGGCUUAUUUAACUGACAUAUUUGAUACCUUGAAUGAGCUAAACUUGAAACUUCAGGGCAGAAACGGCACUAUAAUAAGCAAUUAUGAUUAUAUUCAGGGGUUUAUAGCAAAGCUUCAACUUUGGAAUAAAAAAUUGUCUUCUGAAAAUGUUAUAUCUUUUUCUCGGCUGUUCGAAGUAAUCAAAAAUAACAAACUAGACGCAAAUUUGAAAGCUGACAUAAAAAUUCAUUUACAAGCGCUGGAAGACGAAUUUCGCCGACACUAUCGAGACAUCGAUUCAGAGUCACCAAUAUGGCACAUGACAAGAAAUCCAUUUGUUGUCGAUGUGUUACAAUUACCAGAAGAAGUUCAGAAAGAAUUUCUAGAAAUGAAAACUGAUUCGUCCAUGAAAGAUGAGUUCCAUCUUUUGACAUUGGAGAAAUUUUGGAUCAAAAGAUUGCCUGUUAAUUCGAAACUUGCCUCUCUUACUUUACGAGUACUAAUUCCUUUUUCUUCAACUUACUUGUGUGAGACAGGCUUUUCUGCUUUAGUUUUAAUUAAAACUAAACAGCGAAAUCGUCUUGAUGUCGAUAGCCACCUGAUGAUAGCUCUGGCAAGAACAGAACCUAGAAUCAACCAACUUGUACAGAACAUGCAAAAAAACCUCAAGUGUCUCAUUAAUACUUACGUUAAAACAUUCAAAGUUUGUUUAUUAGAAUUAAAGUAA